CAUCCAGUUGCAAAAAGUUGAUAAAAUAAAUGGUGUAAAUACGCUACCCAUAAUGAUCAACUUGCGUUUGUGUUCUAUCUUUUCGCUCCUCAGUUGAAAUUAUUCAAUUCCUCCGACAUGGCGGCGAAACACCCAAUCACGGCGGCGAUGCGUCUGUUGGGGGCUGUGUUCACUUUACUAGCUGCUGUGAGUGAAGCGCAGCCGCAGAGAAACGCUACUUCACCGGUUACUGAUCCUGCUGAAGCGAGGGCGAUCAAUUCAAUUUUCCGGCGGUGGCGGAUCACGGCGAAUGAGAGAUGGAAUACGACCGGCGACUUAUGCAGUGGAAUCGCUAGUGAUAGCAGCACGCCUCUGGAUUAUAGCCCCGGCAUCCAAUGCGAUUGCUCCUACAAUUCGAGCACCAUUUGCCACAUUUACUCCUUGAGAGUGUAUUCGAUGUCGGAUUGGGACUCAUCUUCAAAUGUUGUGGGUGAGCUACCGGAGGAGCUCUGGACUUUGACCUACCUGACUUCUCUAAAUUUGGGGCAGAAUUAUUUGUCUGGUAGCCUGCCCCCUUCCAUUGCCAACUUAUCUCGGAUGCAGUACCUGAGCAUUGGAAUCAAUCCCUUGUCAGGGGAGCUGCCCAAGGAACUAGGCAGACUUACUGAUUUAAGAUCAUUGGCUAUUGGUACAAGUAAUUACUCUGGUCCUUUGCCAGCUGAACUUGCGGACUGCACAAGGCUAGAAGAACUUUGGAUCGAUAGCUCUGGAGUUAGUGGUGAAAUCCCUUCGUCGUUUGCAAGACUACGGAACAUGAAGAUAAUGUUUGCUUCAGACGUUGCAUUCACAGGACAAAUACCCGACUUCAUUGGAAAUUGGACUAACUUAACUGUCGUAAGAUUCGAAGGAAACUCGUUUCAGGGCCCAAUACCACCAUCCUUUUCCAAUUUAAGGGAUUUGACCGACUUGAGAAUAUCUGAUCUAUCCAAUGGGAGCUCUUCUCUAGACUUUCUCACAAAUAUGAAGGCUUUGACUACUUUAUCUUUGAGGAAUAACAACAUCUCUGGCUCCAUCCCCUCCAACUUUGACGAAUAUCCAAAUUUAUCUUUGCUGGAUCUGAGCUUCAACAAUUUCACUGGAGGAAUUCCAGAUUCCCUUUUCAAUAUGAGUUCCCUUGCCCACCUAUUUCUUGGCAACAACAAGUUGACUGGUUCUCUGCCUGCACAGAAGAGUUCACUCCUUCAGUUUAUUGAUUUGUCGUAUAACGAACUUUCUGGAAGCUUUCCUUCUUGGACCAGCCAGCGAGAUCUCCAACUUAAUUUGGUUGCCAACAAUUUCAGUAUGGAAGGCUCUAACACCAGUUUCUCGGCAUCAGGACUGAACUGCCUCCAAAGAAACUUCCCUUGCUUCCGAGGAGAUCCUCAGUAUUCCAGCUUUGCAAUUAAAUCAGGUGGUGUACAAAUGAGAUCUGCCACAGGAGUCGUGUACGAGGCAGAUAACGCAACUCUAGGUCCAGCGUCAUAUUAUGUGACUAGAGAACAGAGAUGGGCUGUUAGUAAUGUUGGUCUUCCUUCUGGAAGCAGGAAUCCAGAAUACACAACUAACUUCGUAACAUAUAUUCCGAAUACGAGGGAUCCAGAGAUGUACCAGAGUUCGCGUGUUUCUGCUGGAUCAUUAAGAUAUUAUGGCUUGGGCCUCGAGAAUGGGGGUUACAAUAUAACCCUUCAGUUUGUAGAGACCAAGAUUGAGAACCCUACUGGUUGGAAGAGUCUUGGAAGGCGUGUUUUUGAUAUAUAUAUUCAGGGUAAUCUAGCUUUCAAGGAUUUUGACAUACGAAAAGAGGCUGGAGGGUCAUUGAGAGCUGUGGUCAAGGAUUUUACUGCACGAGUGACUGAAAACCACCUUGAAAUUCAUCUGUUUUGGGCUGGAAAAGGAACUUGCUGUGUGCCCGCUCAGGGUAUAUAUGGACCUUCUAUUUCAGCAUUGAGCGUCAGCCCCGGAGAUUUUAUUCCUACUGUAAGCAACAAUUCUCCAAAUGAGUUUGUCAACAACAAGAAAAAUAGGUCGGGCAUGAUCGUGGGGGUUGUCGUUUCGGUUGUAGCUGUAAGUAUUCUUACCUUACUAGCAAUCUGUUAUACGGUGCGGAGAAGAAGGCAGAAACGACAUGAAGAUGAAGAGUUCCUGGGCCUUGAAACCAGACCGUACACUUUUACAUAUGCACAGCUUAGAGCUGCCACAAACGAUUUCAGUACAGCCAACAAGCUUGGAGAGGGAGGAUUUGGGACUGUUUACAAGGGGACACUGGAGGAUGGAAGAGUUACUGCUGUGAAGCUGUUGUCUGUAGCAUCCCAUCAAGGGAAGAGCGAAUUUCUGGCAGAGAUUGAAACCAUAUCAGCUGUGCAACACCGUAACCUAGUGAAGCUGUACGGAUGCUGCAUUGAGGGAAAUAAACGACUACUUGUAUAUGAGUACCUUGAGAACAAGAGCUUAGAUCAAGCUUUAUUUGGUAAAGGAAGUUUUUUCCUCGACUGGCAUAUGAGAUUUGAUAUAUGCUUAGGAGUAGCACGAGGCCUAGCUUAUCUUCAUGAGGAAUCCCGACUUCGGAUUGUGCACAGAGACGUGAAGGCAAGCAAUAUUCUGCUCGAUACUCAACUCAACCCAAAACUCUCGGAUUUUGGCUUGGCCAAGUUGUAUGAUGACACGAAGACACAUAUGAGCACCCGUGUUGCAGGCACGAUUGGGUAUCUUGCUCCGGAAUAUGCUAUGAGGGGUCACCUUACAGAGAAGGCUGAUGUAUUCGGUUUUGGAGUUGUAGCUCUUGAAAUUAUCAGUGGAAGAGCAAAUUCCGAUCCGAAACAGGAAGAAGAUAGGGUAUAUCUACUUGAAUGGGCCUGGCAUUGCCAUGAAAAUGAGAGAGAUGUGGAGCUGGUGGACGAAGAGUUGUCAGAGUUCAACGAGGAGGAGGCACGACGGGUGAUAGCAGUAGCGCUUUUAUGCACCCAAACAUCGCCCGUGGUUCGACCAUCCAUGUCCCGAGCUGUGGCAAUGCUGUGUGGAGAUGCAGAGAUUCCAGUUGUGACUGCAAAGCCUGGAUACCUCACAGAGUGGAACUUCAGUGAUAUCACUGCCUAUGCUGACCCAAUCUCAACCACUCACACCCCACAAUCGACCCACUCGCCCAUCCCCGCCUCCGAACCCAUGCUCCGGGAGGUCACUCCAGACGGAAGAUGAUACAAUUAGAGAUUACUAUCAUUUGUAUAUUAUUAUUCUCAUUAGUGAAUUCUAAUUAUCUGAAUUAAAAUGUUUUUGUAAGAAGAACACAUUACAUAACACAAAAGCGAAAUUUGCAUUGUAAUAUAAAGAAUGAUUACAUUA
This is a messenger RNA of Salvia hispanica, 3354 nucleotides long. RefSeq names its product putative LRR receptor-like serine/threonine-protein kinase At1g56130. The record is from RefSeq and is a predicted model, not a curated record. Gene Ontology annotation, biological process: protein phosphorylation. Gene Ontology annotation, molecular function: protein binding; ATP binding; protein kinase activity. NCBI's taxonomy places the organism in Eukaryota, Viridiplantae, Streptophyta, Magnoliopsida, Lamiales, Lamiaceae. Gene Ontology annotation, cellular component: plasma membrane.